Odobenus rosmarus divergens (Pacific walrus) is the source of this 2859-nucleotide messenger RNA. It is a transcript of the gene SPHK2, whose product is annotated as sphingosine kinase 2. The coding region runs from base 264 to 2234 and encodes 656 amino acids. Lineage: Eukaryota; Metazoa; Chordata; Mammalia; Carnivora; Odobenidae. Gene Ontology annotation, biological process: sphinganine-1-phosphate biosynthetic process; sphingosine biosynthetic process; positive regulation of apoptotic process. The record is from RefSeq and is a predicted model, not a curated record. The transcript is spliced from 7 exons. Gene Ontology annotation, cellular component: cytoplasm; membrane; intracellular membrane-bounded organelle.
GUGACGCUCUGGCCCGACGCCGACGGUCUCUCGGUGGCUCCUGGAGGACCCGGCGGGCUGCGUCUUGGAGGGAAGCCCUGCCCCUUUGGCCUCCAACACAUCCAGCCCAGCCCGAAAUCUGCUCCUGAUGCUCCUACUUACUCAUGUGUUCUCCACAGAGCCAAAGGCCAGGCCCCAACUGUGAGGCCUGACUCCUUGCCCAUACCACCCUCCCAUGGCCUGCCGCCCAGGACCAGGGUCUUGCUGAUGGGGUAACACAGCAGAUGAAUGGACACCUGGAAGCAGAGGAACAGCAGGAUCAGAGGCCAGACCAGGAGCUGACUUGCAGCUGGGGCCGCAGGCCUAGAAGCGCCCUGGACAGGGCCGAGGCCAUGGCCCCCCCACCGCCUCCACCACUGGCCGCCAGCACCCCGCUCCUGCAUGGCGAGUUCGGCUCCUACCCGGCCCGGGGAUCCCGCUUAGCCCUCACUCUCACACCACAGGCCCUGCACAUACAGCGGCUGCGCCCGAAGCCCGAAGCCCGGCCCCGGGGCGGCCUGGUCCCAUUGGCCGAGGUGUCAGGCUGCUGCACCCUGCGGAGCCGCAACCCCUCAGACUCGGCGGCCUACUUCUGCAUCUACACCUACCCGCAGGGCCGGCGCGGGGGCCGGCGCAGAGCCGCCCGCACCUUUCGCGCCGACGGGGCAGCCGCCUACGAGGAGAACCGCGCUGAGGCCCAGCGCUGGGCCACUGCCCUCAUGUGUCUGCUCCGUGGACUGCCACUGCCUGGGGACAGGGAAAUAACCCCCGAGCUGCUGCCAAGGCCACCCCGAUUGCUCCUAUUGGUCAAUCCCUAUGGGGGGCGGGGUCUGGCCUGGCAGUGGUGUAAGAACCACGUGCUGCCCAUGAUCUCUGAAGCCGGGCUGUCCUUCAACCUCAUCCAGACAGAACGGCAGAACCACGCCCGGGAGCUGGUUCAGGGGCUGAGCCUGAGUGAGUGGGACGGCAUUGUCACAGUCUCGGGAGACGGGCUGCUCUUCGAGGUGCUGAACGGACUCCUAGACCGCCCUGACUGGGAAGAAGCUGUGAAGACACCCGUGGGCAUCCUCCCCUGUGGCUCAGGCAACGCUCUGGCUGGAGCUGUGAACCAGCACGGGGGGUUUGAACCUGCCCUGGGUGUCGACCUGCUGCUCAACUGCUCGCUGCUCCUCUGCCGGGGGGGCAGCCGCCCGCUGGACCUGCUCUCUGUGACGCUGGCCUCGGGCUCCCGCUGUUUCUCCUUCCUGUCUGUGGCCUGGGGCUUCGUGUCAGACGUGGACAUCCAGAGCGAGCGCUUCAGGGCCCUGGGCAGCGCCCGCUUCACAUUGGGCACGGUGCUGGGCCUUGCCACCCUGCACACAUACCGCGGACGCCUCUCCUACCUCCCUGCCGCUGUGGAACCUGCCUCCCCCACCCCUGCCCACGGCCUGCCCCGUGCCAAGUCAGAGCUGACCCUGGCCCCGGCCCCGGCCCCGGCCCCACCUGUGGCACACUCACCCCUGCAUCGCUCAGUGUCUGAUCUGCCUCUGCCCCUGCCCCAGCCUGCCCUGGCCUCCCCUGGCUCACCUGAGCCCCUGCCCAUCCUGUCCCUCAAUGGUGGGGGCCCAGAGUUGGUCGGGGACUGGGGUGGGGCUGGGGAUGCCCCACUGUCCCCAGACCCCUUGCUGCCCUCACCACCUAGCUCCCCUAAGGCUUUACUGUCACCCAUCACCGAGGGGGUCCUAGAAAUGCCAGCCUCCUCUGGGCUCCCACCUCCCACCCCUGAUGCCCUGGGAGCCAUCUCUACCGGGGGCCCACCUGACCACCUGCUCCCACCUCUGGGCACCCCACUGCCCCCAGGGUGGGUGACGCUGGAGGGGGACUUUGUGCUUAUGUUGGCCAUCUCACCCAGCCACCUGGGGGCUGACCUGGUGGCAGCUCCCCAUGCGCGCUUUGACGACGGCCUGCUGCACCUGUGCUGGGUGCGCGGUGGCAUCUCGCGGGCUGCGCUGCUGCGCCUUUUUCUGGCCAUGGAGCGAGGUAGCCACUUCAGCCUGGGCUGUCCGCAGCUGGGCUACGCUGCGGCCCGUGCCUUUCGCCUCGAGCCUCUCACGCCUCGCGGCGUGCUCACUGUGGACGGAGAGCAGGUGGAGUAUGGGCCACUGCAGGCGCAGGUGCAUCCAGGCCUCGGCACACUGCUCACUGGGCCUCCGGGGCGCGCGGGUCAGGAACCUUGACCCUAAGGAAGCUUGCUGCCCGCCAGGGGCGGGGCCGGCAUUCCGAAGAGGCGGGGCCUGGCCUAGGGGCGGGGCCUAGCUGCUAGAGUUAGGGUGAGGGCCCCACACGCAAGGACCCCUGCCCCGUCUCGGGAUUGCGCCCAACCCCCAGGGGACCAGAGGUAAUGUGGGAUGGAGUGUGGCCCGAACUCCAGGGGGUCGGGGUCAUCACGGUCACCGACAACGGGCUGGCCCCGACGGUAGUGCCUAAUGAGGGCGGAGCUCGGUCCGGGCCCUCGCUUCCGGCUCGUGGGAGGCCAGGUCCGCUGAGGGCGGAGACUGUCUUACGCGUUGUCCAAUGACGGGACCUGGCAUGUACGGGCCGGGGAGGCCUUAGUUAAUUGGCCAGUCAGGGCCCGGUCUCACCCCCACUCCGGUGCCUCCAUUUAACUGGCCAAUCAGCCCAGGAGGGGCAGGUUCCCCGGGGCCGACGCUCGGAUUUGCACUAAUGUUCCUCCCACCCACCGCCGGUGGGGACGAGGAAACUCAUUUCUCCCGUCUUCUGUCUCUUGUGCGUCCCCUGACCCCAAUCUUCAAAGCAAUUGAAAAGGUCUAUGCAAUAAAGGCAGUCGCUUCAGUCCUCUCA